AUGGCGGACCAUAAUCCUCCAUGGCAUGGCCGGGGGGUCCAGAAUACUCCCUCCGCCACGAAUAGUCCCCUCUCACCAACAAACCCGGGCAGAGUUCCCCCCUCCUUCGAACGGAACGUCAAUCGCCAAAAGACCCAGCGCUGGGUUCAAGCGAAGCAGUAUUCAUACGAUGGUGGCGACUGGGGUGACGAUGACGACGAAGAAGAGGAGGAAGAGCCACCCGUGGCACCUGCGCCUCCAUACGCCACGCACAAGACGGGCAGCACCUCCGAGUUGAGCUCCAGGCGCUUGUCUGGACUUGGAUUUGGAACUGAGGAGUCUCGCGCCAGUCCCACCACCGAAGUCAGGCCACUUCCCAGUGCUAGCGAUCAGAAGUCACUGCCUUUCAUUCGACCGGCCGAUAUCUACAAGCGAAUGCGCGAAGAGCGAACACCACAAGGUGAAGCUGCGAGUUCAGGACGUCCAUCAGAGCCUCAGAGCUCUAUGCCAUCCGGUCCUGCCUCGACUCAGCCUGUGGUGACUGGUGGCAAUGGCACCAUGCCUGGGAAUUCAAACACCUCACAAACCACUCAAAAUGUGCCCUCCAUGGCACUGCCAGAGUUGAAAAGAAUGUCAGGAUUUGGUGCCGACUUCCUCGGUUCCACUGACCCAAGCUCCCAACAAAGUGCAAGCUCCGAGUCCCCGGAGGCUUCGCUACAUCACAAUCCAUCGCAGGCCUCCCAAGACUCCCAGGCCUCUCAGGGCUUCACAUCGGUGGUUCACCAGGCCUUCGACGUUCCAGAGACUCCCAACUCCACUGCCGGCAGUGUGGUGCGGUCAAACAGUGACGGAAGUUCUGUCAUUAGUCCAGUAAUCAGUCACCGUGCCGUUCAGGACGACAAAACGCCCACGAUUCCUGAGGAACCCGCGGAGUCUAGUACCCCCACCGACGCGCCCAAGGAAAGUGCGGACCAGGCUCCAUCCUUCAAGCCCGGUCAUCGACGUGACAUAAGCCUUCCCGAGAGUGACAAUAGCCCUUCAAGAAGACCUGUGGUUACGGACAGUCAGGUCCCCUCCGCAGGGCAGGCCGAGAUGUCAUCGGUCUCGCCGGGUCAAUCUGGCUCACCGGAGAGACCGGCCGACGUCCCAGGCUCCCUGGGCACAUCAAUCCCCUCGAGUACGACAGCCGAUACUUUCGUCGCACCUCUCAAAUUUGGAAGCAAUGGUACAAUCGCAUCUGAAGGCUAUCGAGGCGAGAUUCCUACAAUCAUUCCUGCAAGUGCAGGCAACUCGCCGCAGGACACUGACAACGAUCGAUUGCGUGAAGAGAUCAUGCGUUCGCUAAGCCGGGAGAACUCACAGGAGCCUGAGCCUGAGCCUCAGCCACAGGCACCCCAGGAUGGGUCUAUCCCGCAAAAUUAUGAGAAGUACUGGGAUGAUUCGGUCGGACCGGGUAUAAAUGAAGUCCCGAGACCAUUGGUCUCAGAAACCCACCCCGACUGGACUAACACACACCCUCUGGCUGCCCAGGACCCAUAUGCAGCUACGCAAACGCCUGUUGAGACAGUUCCAUCAGCCAACGCUGAGCCAAAGAGGCCCCGAUUGGGACGGCGUUUCUCGUGGGAGUCGGCCACGUCCGAUGAAGAACCUGCGGCACAGUCUCCCGAGACAGAUCACAUGGUUCCUUCUUUGAGCACAGCUCUGGCUGCCCAGCCACCCGAGCCUAUCGUUGAAAACCCAGAGCCCAUAGCGGAGAACCUGCCCAGGGAUCAGCCAUUGACUGCGGGCGAAAUUCUCGACGACACUCAGCGCGUUGAGAAGCCCAGGCUUUCAAUCGUACCCCCAAUCCCACAGACAAACUCUCCACCGGAGGAAAUCGCGAUCCCCACCGGUGGUCAAUUAGCUGAAAGGGAAGUGUCUUUGCCAGUCGGAACAUCAAAGGUCGAUGAAAACAAGCUGCAAGGUUUCCGCGAUAUACUCAACAAGACAUCUCCUGCGGAGCGCAUCCGAGCCUUUGACCAAACUCGAGAGCAAUUCGCAACUCUAGAUACGGGUAUCAAGGCUUGGCUUGAAUUUACCGUGCAUGCUCAUCCAGAGCAUGCCGAUCUUGUUCAUUCCACUCAGACUCUAUCGUCUGGCUUCACACGGACCUCGCCCACGACUAGAAAGUUCCCCAAACUCACAUCUCUCGGCAAUCUUACCUCCAAGGAGGAGGGGGCUCCAGCUGGUGCCGGUCAUGCCAGGCGCCCAUCUGGUCACAUUGGAACCAUUGUGACUCGGCAAAAUGUCGAGCAGCGUGGCAAGGACCUUCUUCACACGGCUGGCACUUUCAGUGGCAAGGCAGGCGAAGCUGCCAAGGGCUUGUUCGCUAAGGGCAGGAGCAAGUUCCGACCCAGCGGAGACAAGGUAGAUACGUGA
Messenger RNA from Penicillium daleae, 2397 nucleotides. RefSeq lists its product as uncharacterized. Bases 1 to 2397 code for a protein of 798 amino acids. Lineage: Eukaryota; Fungi; Ascomycota; Eurotiomycetes; Eurotiales; Aspergillaceae. The transcript has 2 exons. The record is from RefSeq and is a predicted model, not a curated record.